AUGCUUCUCUCACGGCGAUCGGUCCUCUUCCUCGGCUUCUGCUUCUUUUUCGGCUUCUAUCUUACGGCCCGAAGCCUGUCACAGCCAUGGCAUAAAGCCUCGCAAGUCGUGGGUCUGGGCGACUUUUAUGCCGGUUACCCGUCUAGCAACUGGACGGGGACGUUCAAUCACAGCUACAAUCAUGAUGAGAAAACGCUGUACGCCCCUCAGCCGAAUUUUGUCCCUGGAAUCGCCAAACCACCUGGCUCGGAAUAUACAAAGAUGCUGGUGGUCCCGCGGACCAAAAAUGAGGACAUCAGUUGGAUUGAGAAGGAGCUUCCAGGGUGGAAGACCGCUAUUUACGUCGCCGACGAUCCCAAGGCGCCUCUCCACCCGCCGAAGAACAAGGGCCAUGAAGUGAUGAUCUACUUGACCUACUGCAUCGACUUUUACGACGAACUCCCCGACGUGGCGGUGUUUAUCCACUCGCACCAAGAAGCCUGGCACAAUGAGGAAAUCUUUGGCGGCGACACGGCUGAAAUGCUCCGUCGUCUCAGCCUGGACCGUGUCACCCGAGAAGGUUACAUGAACACUCGCUGUAGCCACGGUCCUGGGUGCCCCGAUUGGAUGCACCCGGGUGCUAUUAUUGAAGACGAGUCCAAGCAGGAGGAGGUGAUGCUUGCCCGGGCCUGGGGCGAACUGUUCCCCGACGAGCCGGUCCCGUCGGUCCUGGCGCAGCCGUGCUGCGCCCAGUUCGCUCUAUCACGGGAUCGCAUCCGUACUAUCCCACGUUCGCGCUUCAUCUUUUAUCGCGACUGGCUUCUGCAGACAGACCUAAGUGACUACAUUGCCGGCCGUAUCUGGGAAUACCUCUGGCAGUACGUGUUCACCGGCGAGCCGGUGGUCUGUGUUGAUGAAAGCGUGUGUCUUUGUGAUGGCUACGGAUUCUGUUUCGGCGGUCCCGCCGAAUACCAGAACUGGAGGGUGCUCGACGACGAGAAGAAGGAUUUGCAGAAAGAGCUCGAGGACUGGAUCUUUUUGGAAGAGGAUUUCCAGUUUGCACAGGCCAGCGACGAAUUAGAUGAAACCCAGGACCUCAAAGUCCCACCGCCUGGCCGCAAGAGUCAACUCCAGGAUAUGGUGAUGGAAAAGGACACCGAGGUCUCGCAGAUCUUAGCUGCUGCAAUAGAUCGCGGUAAGAACCCUAAAUACCGCGCCGAGGAGGCUGGCCGGCCUUGGAACGCCGGUGAUAGCUUCUAG
This is a messenger RNA of Penicillium cinerascens, 1239 nucleotides long. Its product is annotated as DUF3431 domain-containing protein. The transcript has a single exon. Lineage: Eukaryota; Fungi; Ascomycota; Eurotiomycetes; Eurotiales; Aspergillaceae. The coding region runs from base 1 to 1239 and encodes 412 amino acids. The record is from RefSeq and is a predicted model, not a curated record.